GGAGCAGCCAAUGGCUAGCUAGCGAGGGGGCGUGGCUCGGAGGGUUCGCGUGCACUGUUUGUCCGCCUGGGUUGCGUUGUGUAGUGUCUUCCAGCGAGCUCGGUGCGGGCGGAGAGCGGCUACCGUGUGAGGGGCCCGGGAGAGAUAACACACUGAUAAUACACUGAUAAUACACUGCAUGAGCCGAGUGCACGGAGCACGGCAUCCGCCAUCACAACGGUCAGUCACGGGGAGUCAUUAUAAUAUAAUAUAAAAUAUCCAUUAUUAUAUACAUUAUAUUAUAUCUAUUAUAUAUUAUGUUAUAUUACAUUAUUAUUAUUUAUUAUAUCCAUUAUUAUUAUAUCCAUUAUUAUUAUUAUGUUAUUAUAUACAUUAUAUCUAUUAUUUAUUAUAUCCAUUAUUAUAUUAUGUUAUUAUAUACAUUAUAUUAUAUCUAUUAUUAUUAUUAUUAUUAUUAUUAUUAUUAUAUCCAUUAUUUUUAUUGGGGGGGGAGUCUCUGGCUGUCUGUGUAUAAUAUGGUUUGUCACACUGGGAGCAUGGCCUGUCACUGUUAUUAUUUCUAUUAUUAUUAUUAUUAUUAUUAGGGGGCUCUGUCUGAGGGACACACACACACAAACAAACACACACACACACUGUGUUCUGUGUAUAAUAUUGUUUGUCAGACUGGAAGUCCUGUGUGAGCUCUGCCAGAACUGAUAAUAUCUCUAUCAAAUCUAAUAAACACAGUGCUGGGUGUGGAGGAAUUCUUCUUCCUUUCUUUCUUUAUAGUUAGAUAAUCACUUUAACUUAUAAAUCCAAGGGACACUAUGCAUUCAUUAUUACACUGCAUUAACACGAUCAGAAUACAGGGCUAUGUGCUUAAUCAAAGUAAUAAAAUAUAUAUAUAUAUAUAUAUACACACACACACACACACACACACACACACACACACACACACACACAGGUUUUUAAUAUAGUGAAUGUUUAACAGCCAUUCAUAAAACUUCAUUACUAUAUAUGUGUGUGCGCGUAUUUAUUUAUAAAGCGCCAACAGAUUCCUCUGCGCUGUACAAUAUUCGCAGGUAGAGAGAGCCCUGCCCGUAAGUUGAGAUCCUGUCUUUUAAGCUCUUUUAUACAAAGUGCUUAUCUAGCCCGUGAGAAUGUAUAUUAUCUCCCAUGCAAUAUUCAGAUGUGUGACCUCUUGUCACCCUCCAGUUUUGGGGUCUUCUUUGGUAAAGAUGGCGUGCGAAGCAGUGGUGAAGAAGGAAGUCCAAAUGUAUAAAGACCAAACGUGUUAUGUUUGGGACUUAAUCUAUAAAGGAUGCAACCAAAAGUAAUAAUUAUCUCUGUAUGACUUGUGUGUCAAGAGAAACUCCGUUAAGUGCAUCGGAUGCAUUGCAAUUUAUGUUAGCGUUUCGUUCAAUAACCUUUUUGUUAAAACUUCUGAUUUUGUUUUUUUUGUGUCAGGUGCAAAGAUGAUGGUGCUUACGCCCCAAGAUAACUUGCACGUUCUAGUGGGCCAGAGGUUUACUAGCGUGUUGGGCACGGACGUGGUGUUGGAUACCGACAAGGUCUCAGAGUGGCCAUGGAAAAGUGGAAUUGUCCGAGCUGCUUCUCAUAAAGAUAUUUUCCACCAUGACUUGAAGGUAAGGAUCUCUGCCACUAUAGCCUUUAUUUGGUUUAAGGACAUGUUGGUGUUGGGCUUCAUGAUGGUAAGGUGUAGUGAUGAUGACCAGCAAGUAACUUUACCACAAUCAAACGUUUGCUUUGUUCUGUAGUUUAACUCUUCUAUGGUCCAAUUAAUACAACCUUAUAAUCCUUUUUACUACGUGCUGGCUUGCUUGCUUGUCUUGGCUGUUAACUCUUGAGAUAUCUGCAUGCAUCUGUUUAAUCUUUCGGGGGGUAGUCUUUGUGAUUUCUCAUUUGACAUGUAUAUGGCUCCUUGAGGUAAGCAUCACAUGUUGCUCAGAAGCAUGGUUUGCAUAUACAGGUAUGAGUCCGUCAUCAGCAACUACUAUUUACAAUGAUCCCAUAGUUGACAUCUUAGCUCCUCCCUCUUUGUGACGGCAUGUUUUGGUUUGAGAGCUGCCAGUGUCACUAGUGCUCAUGGCUGCAUCUCAUUCAUAAAACUGGAGUGGGUGUGGCUGCAGGAUAUUGACCAAUGAAUGCAGAUGUCGAAGACCUUUUCUGCUGCACUUCGUUUAUAUAAUAUAUUCCAUAUAAUGCUUGGCUACUGGAGUUGGUGUAUGCAUUUAACCCUUGUUAUGAACCAUGUUUAACAUGAGUGGUACUACGCAUUUGUAAGGAUGGAUGUUGGGUUGUUGCUUUCAGUAUCUUUUUUUUUAAUUUUUUUAUUUUUUUUUAGCUGUUUAGUAAACUGAUCUUCCUUGCUGACAUUUUUGUUUUCCACUGAGGAUAUGCUUCUGUUUUGACUUAGUAUCACAAUGUCUUAAUGGGGUUAGUGGACAUUUUAAACAUUCAAUUUUCUGUGUAAUUGUGUUAAAUGUAUAAAUAUUUUUAUUGCAAUUGGUUACUCAAUGUUUGUUUUGUUUUUUUUCUUCCUGUGCUUCUCUGAGAUGGAUAUGAGCCUCCAUGCCUCUUCCACCAGCAGUUCAAAACUAGUUAUUUAUUUUUUUAGGAUUGGUAUGGAGUAGUCUAAUUUCAGCCUGAGAUUUUUAUUUGACAUGCGUUACGGUGAAUGGCUGGCAGGACUCAAAUGGCUGUCACUGUUUGUGUUGGCAAUCUGGAUAUGAACUGUCUAAACAGGCUUAGAGACUAACCCCAUCUUGUUUGAACUGGAAGCAACCAUUUGAGUUCUUGAAUUGGUUGAUUACAAAACCUGUUCAUCUGCCACAAUAUGGGUUAAAAUAUUUUUGUGGCAGUCGGCCCAAUAUAUAGUUUGAAGUUGUUGAUACCUUAUGGUUUUUGUAGCACUACAAAUUAAUGGCCAUCUCUCGGAGUCUGAAAAACUAUGCACUUCCUGUAUAAAUAAAUGUAUAAAGUUCAGUAAGACUAGUUUAAUGGCUUUUUACAUCCUGUCCUGGUUUCCCCUUGCUAAUGUCAACAAUGGAGGAACCAUAAACCAUUUGUUUGGUCAAGAUACCUAAUGGCAACAUCUUAGGUUCAAUAUCUAAUGGGGUGGUCUUGCAUUAGUUUUGUGGCUAUGGAAGUGAAUCAUGGUACACCACAAAGACAUGAUCACAUUAUCUGACAUGAAGUCCACAUGUUUAAAGUUUAUAUUUCAGAAUUUGAGGUACUUCUUGGCUCGCUACACAAUCAGCACUUUUCUGGUGCCACUUAGAAUUGACAUGCUGAAGCACUACCAAAGAAAUUAUUUUAACCGUUUGCUUUUUUGAGAAUUGUCCUCGAUAGGUAGGAUUUUACACCAUUUGGCUAGAGUUGCAGCUCUCCAACUAGGAUGUUUGGUGAAAAUAGCUUUUUCUGUGAAUUGUUUUGAAGUGUGUACAGAUAAACAUUACAUUUUGAAUAACAAAUUAAGCAUACCAAUGCUCCUUAGAUGGCUUAUCUAACAGGACUGAUUUGACCGUGCCAUUUUAUUGUUUUUCCUUGUAAUAGUAAACAGAUAUUAGAACACUAUUAGGCCAAACUUUAAUAUUACAGCAUUAUUUUUAUUUUUCAAUACAACCAAUAAUUCUCUAGGUGUGUUGAUUACUGCCACCUCUUCCACAAGCAGCUUUGCUUGUAAAGGUCGCACUUUGCUAGAAGGAAUCGGUUAAGAAAAAUCAGGCAUGCACUGCCUAUCAAGCCAGUGGCCCUUUUACUUUUCUAUAAUUGCAUAUAUUUUUGCUAGAAACUAGUGCUUAACUGAAUAUUCAGCUGGGUGAGUCAAUGCAUGUGUAUUUAUAUUAAAAAGAAAACCAUUUCUUGACUUUAGAGUAGUGCUGUGUGUUUUUGUUAAUUUUUUUUUUCCCUCAGUCUCUUUGAUAAUUAAAUGUGUAUAGGUUUGUCCUCCGUUCCCUUUUUGCUGUUUUUUUGUUUUUUUUGUUUUUUUUUUUGUUUUGUCUUUUGGGAUGAGUGGGGACACUUGGUUGUUUUAGAAGUAGUCCCAUUGUUUUCCUGUAAAUGUUCUGUUUCGAGCUGUGUGCCGAGCCGUUCCCUUACUCCCCCAUCCCCCAGCUGCCUUUGGAACUUGCUGUUUUUCUCUCUCCUUCUGUGUACGUGCAGUCUGCAUUGACAAAGAGGGGGGAGGGUGCUUAUCUAGUGUAAACUUAGAGCUGGGGAAUUUGUAGUGACUUCUUCUGUACAUAUAAGGAGAGGGGGUUGUCUGUCCUUUGUAGGCCAUGUGAGUCAUGCUAUGGAUGGGUGUGACUUUAAAGAACACGUGAAUGAUUCACUUCAUAACAGCAUAUUUACAUUUUUUGAUUGUUUUGUAUAAUCCUACGCUUUGUCAUUUUUAAAGAUGUUUUGCAGAUCUGUGGUUUAAAAAUGUAAAUGUGUGUGUGAAUUUUCAAUCUGGAAAAUGCAGCUUUAGGUUUACGGUUUUGUGAAUGUUUAAAAGCAGCUGCAGGCGGAUGCAUUAUUUUUUUUUUUUUUUUUUAUAUAUAUAGAUUGCAGGGGAAGUAUGGCUUUGUGACCACAUACAUGAUGACUCUGUCCUUGCAACCUAUAGCACAAUGAUUUCAGUCACCAAAUAAUGGUGUGUAUCCGCUUGCCAGAGGUAAUUCUGCAGUUUGAAUAGAUCAUGCUGCUUUUUUAUCCACUUAGAGAAACUUAAAUCCCAGAGCAAUGUAAAGUGUGAGUCACAGUUGGCAGCCCUCCCUCCCCAUGUUUGUGGUGGUUGGUUUUCCACAUCCCUUAAUACAUCUGUAGUGUGACCCUAGCUUUAAUAGCCUUUAGGCUUGGUGACUGCGGUGUAUUGGGGUCUGUAGCUAUUUGUAUUUUGGCUGACAGUCUCUGGUGUCUGGUGUAAAGUGGCAGUUCAUCAUGAUGGCAUAUCCAACAUAUGACUACAUCACUUUCAGGGUAGGUAAUGCACCGACCUUUGUUUUCUGUAUUACACAAGAAAAUAUGAGCAUAUAAGACCUUUCUGUAGAAAUGUUUGGGUUAACACCAUAAUUGUUGCUGAGCAGUUGGUUGCUAGAAAGGUGCAUUUGUUGAACUCUUCCUUAUAUACACAUUGUUUUGAGGGAGAAUCAAUUAGUCUGGCAUAGAACCCUCUUUUGAUUCAUUUUUAAACUGAUUGAGUCUACAAACCAAUUGAAAGUAGGUUUCAAUUGUGGAUGAAUCGAUUCAUCAGGCAAAUCGAUUUUGUUUAAGGAAGAGCUCCACACAUGUAUGUCUUGCAUUUUGUCUAGGAAGUGGCUCGAUGCUUUACGUUUUAGCUUUGGGUUCAUAUCAUUGACACACUUGUGUCCAGUACGUUAUUUUGUUGUUGUUGUUUUUGAAUAAUCCUAUCAUAGCAAGGCAAGUGUCUGUCAUUUUCAUAUCAACAGCUGGUUUUAUUUAUUUUUGCUUAAAACCAAAUGUUUUGGUGAUUUGAAAAUAUCCUUUGCUGGACAUACUUCUGUAACUUUCAAUAUGUAUGGAUUUCUCCUGAUGACACAUUUUCUUUAAGCAAGAUAUAUGUGGUGCAAAAGUCAGAGCAAAAAUGAAAUGUUUUUAUUUGUGUAGUGAGGUAUCUUUCUUGUUAAGUAAUAAUGAUUCAUUGAAACAUUGCACAUUUACAGUGAUAUACUCCUCCCUCCAACCAAUGCCUUUCUUUCAUUUUCAGCUUUGUUCUGAUUGGGUGGCUGAGCCAGAGGAGCUGACGUUAGACUUGUCAUACAGGUCUAUUGAUAAACAGCCAGCAUGUGUAUAGAUACAUACACAACACUAUUUUAUGCUAAUGUAGGGGUUAACAUUUAGUAGUUGAAAACCCAUUUCCAGCCAUUUCACACAUCUUAUCACAGGAACAGCUGUGAUUUUUUUUUUUUUUUUUUUCUCUGUCCUUUUUGAGUGUAAGUUGAAUGUCACUGUAUUUCCCCACGGUCCCCACCUGUAUAAUUGCACGCUAUAAAAUGAGUGUUGUAAAAAGCCUUUGUACUUCUGAAGGAAAGUAUCUAAGAGGAUUAAUCUGGCAGCUGUGUGCUUGAGUAGAUUGGGGUGUGGAGAAGCAAUUGUGUUGUGGAAAUAACACACUGGACAAAUGAACACUGAGAAAUUGUUUAUUUUAAAGGGAUACUUUCAUACAUGCGAAGGUAGAGCUGUGUAAUGUCUGCAAAUAUCUUUAUUCUUCAUCUAGCUCUGGCAAACUCCUAACACUUGAUGUAAAAUGGUUUCCCAAAGCAUUUUGACAGACGCAAACCACGUGAUUUGCUUAAGUGAAGAUUGAUCCUAUGUGCAGCAGGACAGACCUUAAACAGGGAAUAAUACAUCAAUUCCUAUUGUCCACCUAGAAAGACCAGCUUUAAUGUGUAGGGUUUGCUCUAUAAUCAUAUCGGAGCAUAUUAAACCUCCCCUGAUAAUUUAAAAUGAAAGUAUGCUCAUAUUAAAGGUAACAUUGUAGGCUUGGUGUUUACUCAUUUUUCUGUAGGUGUGCUGUUUUCCCUGUUUAAAAGAACUGCAUGUUGACUCCUAGAUUUAAAAAAACAAAACAAAGAGCGAGCACCUGUACUGUGAAAAAUGAUCAUAUUGAAUCUCCCCAAUAUCUAGUGUUAUAAAACUAGUUGUAGUUAAUGGUGUAUGUACACAUACAGGAACAAAACCUGAAACUGGUUAUAUUAAACUUACACUGUAAAUACUUAGUUUCAGGUUUUGUUCCUGUAUGUGUACAUACACCAUUAACUACAACUAGUUUUAACUACAACUAGUUUUAUAGCACUAGAUAUUGGGUCUCUAUGUAUUCAAUAUUAUAAUUUUUCCUUUAAAUAUGGUUUAUAACUGGUGGUUAUGCCAGUCCUAAUGCUGGACUUAACUUGUUCAGAGACCCACUGGUGUACAUCUUGUUUUGGAGUGUUAUAUCAGUAUUUUAUACGUGCCUAAAAUUUAAAGUGCCCUUAAAAUAUCCAUGUGGCAGCUGGAUAUUGCUUCGCUUAUUAUGUGAAGUAUAUGCUAAAGGAGUACUCUAAGAAUCCUAAAUCUACUGCCUGCUUCAGUAAUCAUGGGAUCAGACAUCUCCUUGAUUACCUCAAAGUGUUUUUGGACAAUGUGAAAUUUAUCUUGGUCCAUCUGAGCACCCAUGUUGAAUUCUGGUCUUCACGGUGUGGCUAAAGUGGACAUUCGGACUCUGCUUUAGUAAUAUCCUUCUAGUACAUCUCUUUUUGGAUAAUUUAAUUUAGUUCUGUCAGCUCAUUCUCUGGCUGAGCGCAUCCGCUACCACUCUCAGCCUGUGAAAGAACUAACAUGAAGGACCACAAGUCACCCAGAACACUUCAUCACAAUAAAGUGGUCUGUUCGCAUUGCCCCUUUUAAUUUUUAAUCUUGAUUUGUGGAAAUGGCAAUGUGUACUUUGCAUGGUUAAAUACACCUAGGCUGUAUUCCUGGCUGCUACUAGAGGUGCUUCCUCCUCCUGAUAGCAGUGUUAGAUAAGAGUAGUGCAUUAUUUGUCCACUCAUGCCUAAUUGCAAUUUAUUGCGAGUGAUGUAAGCUUGGAUGCUGACCUCGGAGAUUGCAGCGGAGGGGUCUUGGCCCUGGAAAAUAGGCUUUUAUUUUACAUCAUUUAAAGAUGUAUUCACAGCACCAUAACCACUGCAUAUCAAUGUAGUGGGUUUUGUGCAUAGGCAUUGUCCUUGUGACAAAUUUAAGCAUUGUGUUUCUGGCAGUAUACCGCUUUCUGGUGAAGGCUUUCAUGUUAUGAUGCUCAUAGAGCAGCAUUCAGUUGGUACAGAAUAGCAAGGUAGAGCCCCUAUUCUUCUUUGAGUAAAAUUUGUAUUGGCAGAGAACCUCCCCACUGAUCUCACUGUCCAGAGAUGCUGCAGCAAGACCCAUUGGUUGCUCUUUUAUUUUUCAGAUUUGUGUGGAGUAUGAAGAUGAACCUUGGGAGAAGAGACAAUGGAUCAAGCUUUACGGAAACAAGGUUCAGAUGUUUUUGGUUGAGCACAGCUUGGGAGUGGCUGAUCGGAUAUGCCCCAGUAACCCACGUAUAUCUGUUCAGUGCCCUGCAAUGGUAAAUAUACCUUCUUUUAUUUAUCUCUACUUUAACUAUUACUUUUCUUUUUUCUGGCGUGUAUGAAUGUUGUCUAUAGCUGUAAGAGUUGAUUGUUGCGUAAUCAUUCCCCGUGGUACAUUGGCUGUUCUGUUAGUCAUCCAAUUGAACAUUCAGAAGCUUUCUGUUGUGCUUUGUACAUCUCAGAAUAACACUCACUAGGGCACAGAUCCUUAUUUUUUAUUUUGUUUGUUUUCAUGCAUGCUUCCACAGCCCUAUUUAAUGUGAUUUUUUUUUUAAUUUUACUAGAUUUGUCUACAUUUGAACAAUUGUUGCACCAGCUACAUAGUUGGAACUUUCAUCUAUCUGUAUGCUUGGGAAGGUUAGACUAUGGCAGGCAUAUGUGUACUUUUCUAGAGGGGGGGGGGGGAGAAACUAUUAGUUAGUCCUACUUCUCGGCUAGACGGUUACUGUUGUGUGUUUGUGGAAAGUCAUCGGCUAGUUGAUGAUAAUUCUGGUUGAGAACCUUUUGACUGCAGUAUAAAGUGCAUCUUGUAAUUGGUUGGCCGUAUAUAAAUGCCAAUAAAAAAAUAUCCAUUCACUGCGAAUGUUUCAUGUCCUGGACCAUGGUAACUCAUAGCUACCAUUGUUACAUAUAGUUUAGUACUUGUUAGAUAAAGUUAUUAAUAAUGUGGCUGUUAGAAUUUUGGUUGGCAAAUAUUUACUUGUUUUAUAACAAAUGACUAGCCUGCUCCAUUCCUCCUCCCAGCUGUAAAUUUCAUUUUAAGUAACUCUUUUAUCUCUUUCUUAGCCUCAAAUAAUCGGCCAUCCCUGCAACAAGGCCCUUUAAUUUUACUUGGCUCUGCCUACCCUGGUUCCUUCUAACUAUAUAGCAUGCUCUUCACCUCCCUAUUACCUUCACAUGUUAUCAGCUGCUGCAGUUAUACUAUUAACUCUCACUGCUACCUCUUGUCUCAUCUCCCUUUUUAACCUUUAGAUUGUAAGCUCACGGGCAGGGUACUCUACCUGUUGUAUCGGUCUGUUCUUAUUGUGUUGUCUUUCCCAAUUGUACAGCACUGCGGAAUAUGUUGGCGCUUUAUAAAUGCUAGUAAUAAAAUUACAAAAUUCCUUUGAAUAUUCUGACCAACAUUUUCUCCUUGCAUCGUCUGUGUAUUGAACCACUAUCCUCCCUAAUAACUGGGUCAGAGAAGGGCAGUAAAUAACACUCUGCAAUUAAGCAAAGAAUUGGUUGCCGAGAGUAUUUUGUUAAUGUUUGUAUUUGUCUUUUUAUUUUUUAAACAGACCUAUAAAGGUUUGGUGAGCAAAAUCCCUAUGGAUUCAAUCACAUGUCUACAGUUCUUGGGGGAUAAAACCAAGCUGUUCCUGGAUAAUAACCUUGUGAUGCCUGUGCGGGUAAGAGUCUUUAUCUUUGAUUGCAAGUGUGUAGUAUUUUAUGUGGUGAAUGCAGCACUUAAUUUAAACUUUUUUGUUGUCUGAUGACCAUCUAGAGCUGAGGUGGCUGACUAUGGGUCAUCAAAGAAAUCCAGAUGGCUGCCUACUAACUAGCCCUGUUGAUGAAUGAGGACAGCUUACAUCAGAGCUCAAAGUUUCCAUUUGCCACUAGCAAUUGAUGAGCGUGCAAUGGACCCUCCAGACUUACUCUCUAGGGCAGGGGUCAGCCACCUAUGGCAUUCGGGGUUACCAUAGCCAAACAGGGACGGCCUAUCAGGAGUCCUUAGUGCAUACCGAGUGGUGAUUGCAGAUGGUGAAGGGCAAUCCACAAUUUACGCAUUGCAGCAUUUGGAGAAAGUGAUCUCCGAUCACUAUAUCCCAGCACUGCUGAACGAAACACCCCACUGGAGUAGAGCAACCCGCAGCAGCUAUUGCAACUCCUGCCCUUCACCUGUUCCUGGCUAGCCUCAUCCCUACUGAGACCCAGGGAAGUCACCCUCACUAAAAGAUAAACAUAGAGCUGCAGAAUAAUCCUCCCACUUAUGCAAAUAAUAGAACAAUUCCACGAGCAGCCCCCAUACACACCCCAUGUUCAUAUGUAUCAUACACAAUGACACAAACUACUCACGAACGUAUUCUAUACAAUAUAAUAGGCACAUAUACAAUGCUACAAAGCAAGUGCAGCACCCACAAAUAACAUGGGCAGAAUACGGCAACAUAAACUCAAUUUAAAAAAAAUAAAUAGUGCCGGCAAGCAAACAGACUUUAAAAUCUCCAUGUGGCACAGUACUACUAAUAGGUUGUCUACCCCUGCUCUAGAUCUAGUCACGUUUAAGGCCUGGCUGUCUACAUUUUAAGCCCUGGCUGACAUCAAGUAUCAUUAAUGUUGGUUGUAGCUUGAGAGGAUAACUUGGUUUGAAAAACAAAAGGGGUCUUGUUAAGAAUUGUUAUUUUUUCUGCUGUUCUCUAAUAGGAUCGAGAGACUCUUAAGGAGUUCAUGCAGGCAAAUCGGAGUUUUCAUAAAGAAUUUCAGGAACUGAUAAGAAAGAAUGUGGAUGAAAGCCGUAUAUUGCAAGGUAAUCCCUAUUCACCAUGAAUAUGUUUUUGUAUUUAUAGAUAGUUUAGGUUAUAUGACCAUUUUUAUAUGUUGCAUUUGACUUGAACAAAAUUUAUAUUUUUUAAAUAAACUAAAUAAUCCACUGUCUUCUGAGAGGAUAACUUGCCAGUAAAAUUUAGAAAGCGUGCAAUAUUAAUGAUGAAUAAUGCUAAAUGAAUCUCCAUAAGUAAUCAAGCAAAUAAGACAACAAUUUAAAUUAUUAAAGAGAGAGCUAGAGCUUGCACGAGUUCCAAAUAUUGCACUCUGUGUGGUCUCAAGACCAAGAGGUUGCAUUACUUUGGAUUUACUUGAUGUGUGAUUUUAAACCUCAGAUGAAUGUCAUAGAGAUAGAUACUUAUUGCAACAGGCAAGAAGAGUAUUUUAGAAGGUUGAAUUUACAUAUUCAGACUUUAAAAAAUAAUUAACAGUGGAAGUAAAACUUUAUAAUUUAUUUUCUUUUAACUGCUUGGUCAUAGUUAACCAUUUACAUUUUGGAGAUUUGAUCAAAAUACCACAAAGGAGAAAGCUGCAUGACACACACUUUCCACACAGUGUAGUUCAUAGUUCUCUCAAUUCUAUUUUAUGCUUAAUACCAUUUUAGUGUGCUGACAGGAAGUUAUUUUUGGUAAUAAUUAUUUUAUUUUUGCCUUAAAGGUGCAAAAAAUUUAGUUGGAACAUCCAUAAAGGUUUAUAGCAUGGAUCCCAGUAUGCAGUGGUUUUCAGCAGUUGUACUUAAUGCCAGCACUAAUACACGGACCUUGGAGAUUAAAUGCGAACAGGUAAAUAUUUUGUGUUCUGUUUGUUUUUGAUUUUCAUUUUGUUUAAUUGUAAUGUUUUGUGCCACUUUACCUACCUAUUGGUUCAUCUGUAAGUCUGAAGACAUGGAUCACCAAGUCUUAAUUUAAGAAGGCAAAGUGUCAGUUGUUUUAUGACCCGAUGUUGAGCCAAUUAUUUUAAAUAUAUUUUGUCUUUUGAAUUUAUAAUAUGCAAUCCUUUUUAUUCCCUUUUUAGCUUCCAUCUUUAAGAAUUAUUGACCCAGCACUGAUACAUGUUGAACUGGUACAUAACUACUGUGAUAAAAAUGGUACGGUAUGGGUUUAUAGGCUAGUUGUAGGGGAUUGUUUUGUUUUGUUAUAGCUCAACUAUUUUUAUUUUUCAGUAAAGGCCAGAAAAACUCAACCUCAAAAAAGAGUUCUCCCAGAAAAUACAGAACCAGUAGCUAAGCAAGUUCGAGUGGAAGAGGUAUGGUUCAACCCAAAAAAUUGCAGUGUUUUGCCUUGUGGUUCUUUAGGUUUUCAAAUUUAAUCUAUUGCAAUUUUCUUUUAAUUGUCAAAAUGUUAAAAACAAACAAAAAACAUAAUGUGUGUUUGUUAUACUUGGGAGAUGUGAUAUUAUUGGAGAGCUUCAUUGGAUUUCAGAGGUUGUUUGCGAAUACUGCAGUAGUUUGUGGUGUUGGGGCAGAUGUCACUUUUUUUGUUUUAUUGGAUCACUAUUGUAACUUUGUAAUUUUAUAAAUAUUUUUUGAUAUCACAAAGGAUAAUUCUCAGAAAACAAACUUCCUCACCUAUUCAAGAGAUGAUGGGAAAACACUAGUGGUGGUUGACAAUCCAAAAUCGUCAGGGACUCUAGCAAGCUUAAUACGAAAACCAAAUACGUCAAUAGUAAGUAAAACAGUGGUUUGUUUGCUUGAAUUUUUUUUUUUUUUUUAUAUCCUUCUGGAGAUAGCACUGUGUACAUAGUCAAAUAAGAGACAUAUUUGUUAAUGUAUAAUUCGUUAUUUCAUUUAGUGCUUGUUUAAAAAAAGUGCCUCUUCCUCUUCUAUAAAACUACUUGCUGUAGAAAGGUAAAAAAAUCAAUAUAUCCAACUUCUGCCUGUAAGCUUUGCAAUGAGUGUGUGGCAUCUAUAAUGCAUAGGGUAUAAGUUUAUAUUUAUUUAGGCAUAGUGUUUAAUCUGUUGGCUACUCUGGUAGUGUUUUCUAAAUUAAUUAUUGGUGUAUAUACUGAAAGUGGACAAUUCUAUUCCAUAGUUUUGGAAAGAGCCAAGGGAAUGCUUUGAUGUAAAUGUUUGAUACAAAGUCAAUUUAACUGAUUUGUGCUAAUAAUCUAUAAACACUUUGUUGGGUUACACUAAGCACACUAAUUACCCUGAAACAUAGGACGCCAAAUAGUAAAUAAGGUAAAGAUAAAAUCCUCAAAGGCUGUUUCCACAUUAUCCAGGUUUGCGCCAAUAUUACCCAAUGUUUGUGUGCUAUACUCUUAUGGAAUAUCUUCUCUUCAAUAUGCUUCCCUUAGUGUCUGGCAUCUGCAGCAUUGCCUUCUCUUUUUAUUUAUUUAUUUAUUUUUGGCUUAAAUUUAUUUUUUUUCUAAUAAUUACAUUUAUUUUAUUGCAGAUGGGGUCCAGUCUUUUCCCCAAGCAGUCAGUCCCAAUGGGUCUUGGAGAAGCAUUACUGGGCUGCACUGCCACCACUCCUACCAGCCAUAACGUGACAUCACGGGCUACUCCUCCCCAGGCAAAUUCCCCGCCAAGCUUUGGUGCUGAAACUCCUCAAGUGUAAGUCUUUCAUUAGUCUUGCAUUCAGUGUGGUAUAAAAUGAUUGUGUGCCGGAUAGUUGAUAAGUAAUGUUCCAAGGGCCUCUGCACAUGUACAGCUUGUAGAUGAAAUGUGGCUUUCAUGAACCGGUUAUAGUAAUGGCCACAUAUUUUGAUGCUGGCUCUAGAACAUGUUGGGACAAUUUUACCCUUUUUAGGAUAAAGGCAGUAAGUGCACCACAAUAUGUAGAAUUUAAGUUGGGGCACAAAUGGAAUAAAUUACCAUGUUUUAAUCGAUAUAGAUAAGUUACUAACUGUUUUCCCCUCUUCAUUCUGAUUGCAGUAAAUGUAAUCAAAAUUUACCCGGAGAGAAUUUGAUGCUUAAUGGUGUGAAUGUGAAGAAAGAAGAGAAUAACUUGUUUCUAAGUGCUGCAUUGUCCCAAGCCAAUAAGAGUGGCCUUGGUGUGGCAGGUUCAAGUUUUCAGUCAUGGUCUGGCCAGAAAAAAGGCAUAAAAUCUGAGAAUCUGUUUGAAGCCUUUACCAAGCCUUCCACUGUGUUCCCAAAGGGCUUUGAGUUUUCAGUGGAGCGGUUCUCUGGGAAAAAUACACUUUCUGUAUCAGAUUCAUCAGGAAAUGGUACAUCGGACACUUCAAAUGUCUUAAGUAUGGAGCCACCUUCAAAUGAUGUGAAACCGGUUGUUGUUAAAGGGCUAAACCACAAGGAACUUAUCAGUGCAAAGCCAAAAGUGGAAGGGGCAUAUGCAAGGAGCCCAACGAAAAUUGACGGUGGAGGUAUGUAUACAUCUGCUAACUACCAGGGUAUUGAACUUCCUGAUAGGGUUUUGGAACUCUUUAUGCCACGGGUAUAUGUAGAAAUAUUACUUGUGACUUGAAUUAUUUUAUUGUUGGUUAAUGGCAGCUAAUUAUAUAUACCAAUGUUAAAUGUUUGGACCGCACAAUAUCUACUUAAAAAUGGAUGCUUAAUGGUCCAUAUUCUAUUGAGAGCUCUUCCAGUUGAUUAUGAUUUAUCUACAAGAGCCAUGCCUGACUCAUGCAACAGAAUUUACACUUGGUAGUACAGAGCUAUAAAAUAAAGGGUAUACACAGAAUAAAUAUCUUAAGAAGGUCUUGGCCUCUUUGAAUCUGUCUCUUGUGUAGCUAAUCCUGUAAUUUUGAUUUCUUCUCUAGUAACGUAUCCCAGAUCUGUGUUGUUGGACCCACAGAAGUUGAGAAGAUUACAGCAAAGUGGUGAUUGUUUUGUUCAGGAUGGUUCCUGCCAUAACAUUGCACCGCAUCUUCACAAAUGCAGAGAAUGUCGCUUAGACCGAUUUGGGCGAAGCAAGGAGCAGCGGGAUGCAGCCGUGUUCUGUAGAUUCUUCCACUUCCGAAGGUGAGCCAGCCAGUCCAGUAAAAAAUCUGGAUAACUCUGUUCAUUAUUAUGUAGAGUUGUGUGUAUGCUAUUGGAUUUUUAGACUGUGCCACAAUAACUGGUGUGUUUUCUUUCAAGGCUGCACUUCAACAAACAUGGAAUACUACGAGAAGGAGGUUUCUUAACACCUAAUAAAUUUGAUAUUGAUGCAAUAAACCUGUGGCUUCCGAUACCGAGCAAUGUGGUGGGUCUUGACUUGGAUACUGCAAAAUACAUCCUUGCAAACAUUGGGGACCACUUUUGCAAACUUGUAAUCUCUGAGAAAGAAGUCAUGGCAACUAUAGACCCACAAAGUAAGAUGUUGCUUAUGCUGUGUUUGCAUUCCAUUUUGUCCAAAAUGUUUUCAGUUCUAUUCUGUAUUGUACUAAGUCUUGGGUCCUUGGGCUGUGCAAUAUACAUUAGACAAAGCUCAUGAAUUCACAUGGGUUACUAGUUACUGGUUAGUAUUUAUAGAGUGAAAGUAGAUCAUACCACUUGAUUUACAAUUCUCUUAAUCUUCAAACUUUCCUUUGUUUAGUUUUUAUCUACUUUCGCAUUCUAACGGCUUGAUUUUCUUAUUGUGAAAACCUUAUAGAAUCUUUGUUUUUAUUUUUAGAACAGGUAGCUUGGAAGAGAGCAGUGCGUGGGGUACGUGAAAUGUGUGAUGUUUGUGACACAACCAUUUUCAACAUCCAUUGGGUUUGUCCCAAGUGUGGCUUUGGAGUCUGUGUAGAUUGUUUCCGAAUGAAAUGCAAGAGUCAACUUACAGGUAACGAAUCCAGAACACUCGCCUAACACUAUUUCAUAGGUGAAAGACUUGGAAAUUGGCAAGGGGCAUGCUUUCCUUAUUUUUUAUUUUUUUAUUUAUUUAUUUUUAGACGAGGAUGGCAGUGAAGGUUUCUCAUGGUUGAAAUGUGUUAAAGGCCAGUUACAUGAACCGGACAAUUUAAUGCCAACGCAGAUUAUUCCAGGCAAAGGUAAUUUGUCUUUACACCUUAUGAUUUGUGUUUAACGCCCAUGCUUCUUCUUGGUUGCACAUAACAGUCUUUAUCUCACAGCUCUUUACGAUGUCGGGGAUAUUGUACAUGCUGUCCGUGGCAAGUGGGGAAUCAAGUCAAAUUGUCAGUGUUCCAGCAAGCUACAGAAGCCAUUAGUAAAACCAGUUGUCAAGGAAGACCUCAAACCGGUAUAUAUUUAAUGAUAUUCUAUGCAUUUUUAGGAAUAUCUAUAAAUAGGCCACAUUGAUUCCAAAUGGUGGUUGGUGUUCUAAAAUAGAGGGUAGAACCAUACAGUUUGCACUCAUGAUCUUUUUGUGUAAAUGUUUUUUACUUUUUUUUUGUCUUCUAACCUUUCUUCACAAGACAAAGAGAUUUAUAAUUUAAAAUAAAAAUAAUAAUUUGGGUGUGCCUAGGCUGGCCCUGUAACCUGUCUUCUCUAUUAGUCUGCCAGUAUAAGAGUUAUGGGUGUCAUCACAGUAUUUCAAUGAAUUUUCCUUUUACAGAGCUCCCCCUUACCAGCUGAACCCACAAAUGGAAACCUUACUGAGCCUGAGAAGAGCGCUACACCAGAGCCUGUACCUGCUUGCAUUAAACCGCCUGCACCUCCAGUUCUGGGGCCAUUAAGUUGGUUGACCAGUCUCCCACAUGGAUCAGUGAACAAGGAAAAUAAAGGUAUUGGUUGUUUAUUUUUUGGUUGCUAGAAGGCAGUGCUAGCUACUGUUCCAUAGUACUUUAUUGCCAUUAUGGGUUACUUUCACAUUUAUUUAUUUUUUACAUAGAAAUGCUUUACACAACUAUUGGUAAACACAUUGCCUCCCAACACAGACUAAAAUGUAUCACCUUUCGAUUGGUAUAUUACUUGGAAUCAAUGCCUUUGUAAUAUUAGUGGAGGUUUAGCUAAGCAAUGAGUGUUUUUGUUUUUUUUUAGCUUGUGUAAAUAUGCACUCAACACUUUUUUAAAAAAAAAAUGUUUUUUUAAAUUUUAAUAUUUCAAUUUACAGAUAAACCCUUGUCGUCCUCAUUUAAAACAGAGUCUAAAACACUACCAUCCUUUUCCACAUUUGGAAAGCCUGUAUCUGCUCUACAGUCAUUCAGUAGCUCCAUUCUGACACCAAUGAGUAGUAAUAACUCCGGCUUCUUGCGAAACCUGCUCAACUCCUCCAGUGUGAAGGUGAGUACCUCCAAAAUGCAGUAUUCUUUGUCAUGUACCAAUUAAACAUCUCAUCUGUUGAGUUUGGGAGUUUCUGUUUAUGGUCACUUUUGUAUUUGUUUUAUUUUUAUUUUUUUACAUUGGUGUUUGUUGCCAAAGGACACCUGUAACAAUUUUUGAAGACCUAGUAUAUCUGUUAAUUCUCCCCCCCCUCUUUAUUUAUUUUUUUCGUCAUUAAAAUAUGUGUAAUAUGCCAGUUAGUUAUGCUUAGAGGUUGGGGAUACAAUAAUUUGAUAGUCUUCUUUUAAAUUCUAUUGUAGUUCUUUCUCCCUAUAUUCAUUUACAUCUGUAACUUAUUUUCAGCAAGAGACUAGCGAGAAGAGCACUCCUAAGCUCUUGGAUGACAUCUUUGCUUCAUUAGUACAAUCUAAACCUGUGAGUGAUGCUGCCAGAAAGCCACAGGUACUCCCAAUCCAGCCAAGUCUCAUGGGAUUUAAUACACCGCACUACUGGCUAUGUGAUAACAGAUUGCUUUGCCUGCAAGAUGCCAGCAAUAAGAGCAACUGGAAUGUGUUCAGGGAAUGCUGGAAGCAGGGUCAGGUAAAUACCAAUAGGUGUAUUUGUGGUGUGUGUCUGUUUUUUGGUUUGUUUGGUUUUCUCCAUCUGCUCUCAGCAUUUUACAUUGGUAUUUCACUUACAUAAAUGAGAUUAUUUAUUUUUUUCAUCAUUUUUCCUUAAGCCUGUUAUGGUAUCUGGAGUGCACCAUAAAUUGAACACUGACAUCUGGAGGCCAGAAUCCUUUAGGAGAGAGUUUGGUGACCAAGAAGUUGAUUUGGUGAAUUGUAGGACUAAUGACAUUAUCACAGGAGCCACUGUUGGUGAAUUCUGGGAUGGCUUUGAAGAUAUUUCAGGUGUGUAGCAUUUAAUGCAGCGAAUGUUUACUUUUUAUUUUUUACAUGCAUUGUACAAAAUGAAUGCAUUACAUAGAGGUGUACCUCACUUUACAGCUCUAAAAAUGUACAAAAUACAGUAUUCAUUCAGUACUGUACAGUAUGUAUUUUCAGUGCCUGCAUUGUCAAUGUUUGGCACACACAUCAGCUAUCUCUAAGCUGAAUACAGUUACACUGCGGUGUUAUAAUGGCUUAAAGAUAUUAGACAGUAGGCACAAGUAAAUGUAUGUGGCUGCCAUUAUGGCGUUGGUCUUGAACCUAUGGUAUGCCUGUUUUGUGUUUUAACUAUAUGUGCUCUGUCAUAGCGGAUGGUUUUGUACUUGUGGUUUUUUUACGGUUUUAUCAGUGGUCCCUUCUAUGGAAGUUACAGGGCAUAUCUAAAUGUCUGCAUGUGACUAAUGCCCUGGCAUAGCACUAAGUGAAAGAAUAGAAGUCUCUGGAGACUUUAUUUAGCAGCAAAUAUGCAUGGAACGGAGGUCGGUCCCAGGUAUACUCUCAGCGUCUCAGGAACAUUUUAUACAUGGAAAGUCCUUUUUUAAAUUGUACUUUCUCUUAUUGACAUUAUUUAAAUUGUCUUUAUAGAUUUCUGACUCCGUUACAGUUGGUUACAAAUUUGUCACUAGUUGCACUGCCAUUACAUGUACUUUGUAGAACUGUGUUCAUUUUUAUUCCUUUAUUUUUGUAGAGAUAUAUAGAUAUAAAUCUCUAUCUCUACAAAAAUAAAUAUACAUUUAUUUAUUUUUUGGGGAGGCGGAGCUGACAGCCAAGCUGACUGGUCGCACUCUUUGAUAGCUCCGUAACUUCAAGCACAAAAAUCGCCAAAAAGACGACUUUUACCCCCAAAUUGUGAGACAAGCUGAGCUCCCCUGACUCAAACUUGAUGGGCAGGAAAAAUAAAAAAACAAAAGCCAUAACAGCUCCAGCGUGGCGUGAGCGUUGGAGAUCUCUGGCGGGCGAGCUCAUGGCUCUCUGGAACCCAAUAUGGCUGCCUACGUUGACUACUUCGAUGAAUCAGACGAGCAAAUCUCGGACACAGAGGGCACCCGCCUACCUUUGGCAAUGGUCCCAACGCAAACCAAGCCGCAACUGGUCUCCACCCCGGUCACGAAGGUGGUCAGGCAGGAAAUACUGGCGGACCUCAGGCAAAACAUCCAGGCAGACGUGGCUGAUAUCCGUAAAGAUAUCCAAGGCUUGACAGGCCGCAUGGGGACCUUAGAGCGGAACUCCUGCCGCCACACACAGCAAGUCACUCUGCUACAAAAGGACUUAAAGACGCUGCAACAACAACACCUAGUAAUUGAACAAAAGAUGGCAGCGUUGGAGGACUCGAGCCGCGCUCAAAACCUCAAGAUACGAGGUAUAGCAGACUCUGUUCCAGACACGGUACUACUUCACCUCCUGAGGUGCCUGGUGAGCGCGAUACUCCCACCCAAGCAGGCUAAAAGGGUGAGCCUCGACGGCAUGUUCAUAAUCCCCAAGUCAGCUGCAGCAGCAGCAGCAACAAGGGACUUAAUCGUACGAUUUCAGAGGAGACAGGACAAGGAUGCAGUUGUGGCCGCAACCAGGAACAACUCACUGUAUGUCUUUGAGGGCAUGGCCCUUACAUUCUACACGGACUUAUCCAGGGGACUUAUCCAGGGGAACCAUGGCCUGGCGAGCAUCCCUCAAACCCUUUACAUCCCUACUCCUCUCACAUAAAUGGCGCUCAUCCCAUAAGCUACAUACACCAUUGCGGAUUUGCGAGAGGCAACAACGCACCUGGCAAACCUGGGGCUCCCACAAGACUCUUUACAAAGGCCCUGCUCUGCUUCCAAACCCCACAAGUGGAACCCGGCAACAUCCGAGACAUUUGUUCCCCGAGGGCCCACCCUUGCAGCAUAUGUGAAGGCUACUACCUGAACCCUCCUUGUGGGAACACGGGGCCAGAUCACCCAUAUCACCCAUAUCUACAAAUACUAUAGGUUUAUUAUUUGAUUGUUACUUAUACUUUGUUUGCACCCUUUUAUAGAGGCACCCACCGACAACAUAAGAUGUGCCAAUUGGCAACACAAGGCCACCCCAACACCAACAGGCUCCCAGGUUGCGGAGCCCUUUCCGUUUUAAGGACACCGGCUCCUGCCGCUCUGAGUACACUUUGCACGGGCAUGACACAUACUCAUACAGAGUACCGCUAACCCUGACUUUGUCCUGCCUAGACUUAUUAAGUUUGUUUCUUACUUGCUUAUCUAUUUUGGCUUAAGUUUAUUUUAUAAUACACGGCACUCAUGACCCCCAGGGUUGUCAGCCCACCACUAAUGGGCAUUGGCUGAGCAACCCCACACCAAAUCUGUUAUCACAUCAUGCCCCAUGUCUGACAUGGUAUAAGGCAAUUAACCUCCUGGCAUAAUCUCUCUCCCCCUAAACGCCUCCCAAUACAGAAGCAGCCUCAAGCUUAUCUAAAAUCAUAUCUGCCUAAUUUUACCCCACCAGUUAAACCUGCCCUUUGAAUGGCUCACGGUCACCUUAAUACACACCCUUCUGAUCCACCUUAAAGGCAGUGCAACUACAUAGGCCAUGUUAACCUCCUUAGCAGAUGAUCCCCUGCUGCCGAAGUACUAUAUUAGCUUGUAGAAGGCGUACAAAGCAACCCCUCAUCUCAAGAUAUAUAUUUCCACAUGCCCUUACUAACACCACCCAACGGCCACUUAGCCACAGCAACCGUUACAGUAUAACAUGAUACAUGAAGCUCUGCUUUGUGCCCAAACCAAUGUCGGACCACAUAGUGUGUUUUAACCAUUCUGUUCUCUCAUUACCUGACAUUACUAGUAUUAGCCUGUUUAAUACCUAAAAAUGUGCCGUUUGGUUAUAUGCCACAGUCUUUUGCUUAUAAUUACUAUUGUGGUAUGCAACGCUUGCCUGUCAAACCUUUCCACAACAAAAAUAAAGAAUAAUAAUAAAAAUUUAUAUAUUAGUUUUCCCAUUUUUUGUUUUGAUUAGUAUGUCUCUUUAAUAUAUUGGCAUACUAGUAGUACCUUUAAAAAAAACAAAAAACAAAAAAAAACAACAUUUUCUUAAAUCAUUAAAGUAAUCUGUAACCCAAUCUAGGACAGUCUCCACACUGAAGUUUAAUUCUCCCUCCCCUCCCCCUGUGAUCUUGCUGAAAUCAAAACUACUUUUAUCCAAUCAAAUGCUUUCCAUAGGGAAGAACUGCAAAUACUGUACAUGCAUGACAAACGCCACAAUACACACAAUCUUUUUCUUUUUGAGAAAACUUGAGACCAGGUUCUGCUAGGCUGUAGGGACAUAUGUGUCCCAAAAUUCAUUAAGAUGGAAUGAUUUGGGUGCUUAGUGUUCUCUUGUAUUUGAAGUUCACUCUCAAUGAAACAGAUGAUUUGUAAAAGGUGUGGUUUUUUUUGUUUUUUUAUUUAUUUUUUUUUUUAUUUUGUUCAGCUCGCCUUAAAACCAGUGAGGGGGAAGCAAUGGUGCUGAAAUUGAAAGACUGGCCUCCGGGUGAAGAUUUUAGAGAUAUGAUGCCAUCACGGUAUGUGAUUCUAAUUAAAAUGGUUAAAUGUUCAGAAAACAUUAGCUAAAAAAAUUAAUUGUGCAUAUAACUUCUUGUAAAUUAAACUCUUUCCUUCCACAGGUUUGAUGAUCUCAUGAAUAACAUACCACUACCUGAAUAUACUAGGAGAGAAGGCCGGCUGAACCUCGCUUCCAGACUUCCAUCAUACUUUGUACGGCCUGAUUUAGGACCUAAAAUGUACAAUGCUUAUGGUAAGCGCAUUCUGACAACCCCUCCCAUUUUUUAAAUUUUGAGUGUACUUUAUUAAUAUUGGUGUUGAAUGCAUUUUUUUUUUUACCUCUGUCUAUGACUAUCUUUAACAGGAUUAAUAACUCCUGAGGAUCGUAAAUAUGGGACAACAAACCUUCACUUAGAUGUGUCCGACGCAGCUAAUGUGAUGGUGUAUGUGGGAAUCCCGAAAGGACAGAAUGACGAGGAACAGGGUAUGUCUACACUGGAGUGCUUUUGCAUGUGUGUGAAUUGCAGAUGCUCGGUAUUAACGAACAUUAAAUAUCCUUUGUAUCUUGUAUUGCAAUAGAAGUGCUCAAGACCAUACAAGAUGGCGAUGCAGAUGAAUUGACCAUCAAGCGCUAUGUGGAGUUAAAGGAGAAACCUGGAGCCUUGUGGCACAUUUAUGCUGCUAAAGACACAGAGAAAAUCCGUCAGUUCCUGAAAAAGGUACAUAUGACCAAGGAUAUGUAAGCGGUAUGAUAUACAUUAUGGGGCUGAAACUGAAAUGUAAUAUAAAUUAAGACCCAGAAUCAAUAAAGUGCCAAAAUCCUGUGGGUUUUUUUGUGAAUGCUUCAACGUUCUGAUAUUCGUACUUGGUGGGGAUAGACCGUGAUUGAACUUAGAACAUGAAAUGCCAUCAUUAUGUUUAAAAAAAACGGAUAAAUUUAGAAGCAUCUCUUUUCCGUCAUUUGUUUUUGCAUUAAGAAGGGGCAGGAUCAACUCUGGCCUGAAUUGUCUUUUAAAUUCCAACUUACAGUCUGUGUGCAAGAGCAUUCUUAGUUUUUUAGGUCUUCAUUUUUGCUAUCUUCUUCAGGUUUCAGAAGAGCAGGGCCAUGAAAACCCUACUGAUCAUGAUCCCAUUCAUGAUCAGAGUUGGUACCUGGACAGUGCCAUGAGGAAGCGCCUAUUUAAAGAGCAUGGUGUUCAAGGCUGGGCAAUCGUUCAGUUUUUGGGAGAUGUGGUCUUCAUACCAGCUGGAGCUCCCCAUCAGGUAUUGACUUUACACUGUCUGUGUUAAACACUGUGUUUGAAACUCAUCCAGGCAUUGUCUAAGUUUAAAAAUUAAUUGUCUUCCUAAAAUAAGGGGUGGACAAGAAUACUUCAAGUGGUUUAGUGAUCUGUGAUAACCCUGUAUGACAAUAUGUUAAAUGACUAAUUUGUUUUCUCUCUUCUCAGGUUCAUAAUCUGUACAGUUGCAUCAAAGUUGCAGAAGACUUUGUUUCCCCAGAGCACGUGAAGCACUGUUUCUGGUUGACUCAGGAAUUCCGCUAUCUCUCACAUACACAUACAAAUCACGAAGACAAACUUCAGGUAAGGGGGAUCAGCUAGAGAUGUAGGUGUAUAUUGCAUUAAAUGCUUGAAUAGUUUUGAGGUUUGAGGUCAGUUGCAAGUCUCCGUUGUUUCAAAGUUGUUGUAGGGUUUAGUAUAGGCCACUCAAGCCGUCAUCGAUGUGGUGUAAAAAUGUGACGUGGAAGUGGCUAUUAUAAAUACAUUUUUCUUUUGAAGACAGGAGUAUAUAAAAACAAAAGCUCAACUUCCUCUGGCUACUUUAAUUUUUGCUAGGGAUCAACUGAUUAUUGGUCUGGUAGAUAUUAUUGGCCGAUAUUCAGUAUUUUCAGCAAUAUCCGUAUCGGCCAAUAAAGAUACCAAUUAUUGCCAAUAAUGCAGACCAGGGCCACCAUCAGGGUCCUGGGGGACCCAGCACACUCUUACUUGCCUUCCCAGCAGUUCCCCUGUCUAACUCUCGCGAUUCCCGCGGCCGUCAGAGCGUUGCCACGGGUGUCCAUGACAACGCUCCGAGCGCCACAUAGGCUGCUAGAGUUAGACAGGGGAGAUAUUGGGAAGUAAGAAGAGUGUUGUUGGGUCCACUGCGGGCCCCCCAGGGAAAGCCAUAUCCCCUGUCCCAGGCCAGGUAAGAAGCAGGGAGGGGGGACUAAAUCAAAAUGUAAACUUAAUAUUUAACAAAAAAUUUAAAUUAAAAAAAGUGAAUACAAAUUACACACAUUACAUACCUGCACAAACACACUCUGCAUUCAUUAUAUACACACUGCACAAACACACUCUGCAUUCAUUAUAUACACACACUGCAAAAACACACUCUGCAUUCAUUAUAUACACACACUGCACAAACACACUCUGCAUUCAUUAUAUACACACACUGCACAAACACACUCUGCAUUCAUUAUAUACACACACUGCACAAACACACUCUGCAUUCAUUAUAUACACGCGCACACACAAUACAUAACACACUGCAUUUACUAGACACACACUACACAAACACACUCUGCAUUCAUUAUAUACACUCUACACAAACACUGCAUUCACUUAUCAAAUCCUCUCACUGCAUCCACUACACACACACAUUCUUGAAAACAUAAAACAUUUUGACUGGCAUGUAUAUUUUGUGCAUUUACCUUAAUAAAAUAAUAAACCUGUUCAGUUAACAGUAGAUUUGUGUAGAAAUAGUUUCUUUUUUCAAAAUCGUAAAUGUACAGAAUAUCGGUAUUGGCUUUUUGGCCUGAAAGAUCAGAUUAUCGUUAUCUGCUCUAAUAAAAUCUAUAUUGGUCGAUCACUAAUUUUUGCAAAAAAAAUUGUGCCCUAUUGAAGUGACCGACCUUUAUUUUCCAGUAUUUGUACUUGUAUUUCAGUUUAUCACACAGUCUCUAAAAUGAUAUUUUGAUGUUUAUGUUUUCUCCGCAGGUAAAGAAUGUGAUCUACCACGCUGUAAAGGAUUCUAUUGCAAUACUAAAGGCUAACGAAGCAAGUCUUGGGAAAGUUUAAUGAUGAUGCCUUAGUACAAGCAAAUUUUUAUGAACUUCCUCUGGCAGCUGUAUUAAACACAUCACUAGAUUUACCAAGAUGAGAAGACUAUGAACUUUUUACCUCGCUUUUUUUUUUUUUAAUUAAAACUGUAAGCACUACCUUUUACUGAAUCACCCAAGUGGGUUUUUAGGAAAUGUUUACAGUCACUGGAAACAUCAAAUGAAGACUGCAAAGCGGAGGUGAACAAAUGGGAUCGAAUUUGAUCAAUUUCCUCUUUUUUUUUUUUUUUUUUCCAAGAUGUCUAUACUCAGCUGCAACUUUGAGCUCUGUCCAUAAAUGGGGAAAGUCAAUAUAAACUUUUUUUAUAUAUCUAUAGAGCGAGUGAGCGGUGCCAUGUGAAAGGAGGAGAAACGUAACCGUUUAAGUGCCAGAGUUGAGCAGCUCCUAGCUUUUUAACAUUUUGCUUACCUUUGGCAUGCAAAGGGUUAAUGUUUGAAAACCAAAACACUUUUUUUAGACUGUACAAAAAUAUACCUCUUUAGGGUUUUUUUUUUUUUUUUUUGGAAAAUGUUCCAGGAAAAAUCAGCUGUAAAUCUGGUCCUUUAUCCUAUUUUGUUUUCUUAAUAUUUGUGGGAUGGUAGGGAGAUAACAACUAGAGCAUUUUUCUUUUUUUUAUAAAUAUAUAAAUAUAUAUAUAUAUAUAUAAAGACAUUGCAGCCUUGAAGAUUACUAGAAUGUGCAUUCUAAGUAAAAUGUAAAUAAGCAGGCUCUUAUCAUUUUACAUCAGUUUAGAAUUAGCACUGAUGUGCCUGGCAGUUUGUGUAAUUAAUGCAUUGAUUUAGAUGAAACGUUUGAAUUGUAUGAGUUUAAUUUAACAUUACUUUAGAAUAUUCCUUUGCCUGACUGUAGAGAGGAUGUGUGUAAGGAGAAACCCGUUGGUUCACGGGCCAUCAAUGAGUACACUUGUAAUUUUUUUUUAUUACUUCAGUACUUAUGAAUAAAGUAAUUUGUGUUCUCUGCAUCA
Molecule: messenger RNA, 25207 nt
Organism: Pelobates cultripes (western spadefoot toad)
Lineage: Eukaryota; Metazoa; Chordata; Amphibia; Anura; Pelobatidae
Source: the annotation of a GenBank genome assembly